Molecule: messenger RNA, 1057 nt
Organism: Megalopta genalis
Lineage: Eukaryota; Metazoa; Arthropoda; Insecta; Hymenoptera; Halictidae
Gene: Had1
Product: beta Hydroxy acid dehydrogenase 1
Biological process (GO): fatty acid metabolic process
Molecular function (GO): NAD+ binding; L-gulonate 3-dehydrogenase activity
Source: RefSeq, a predicted model, not a curated record
GAAGGGAGAGUUAUAUAGUGUACAAUAGCGUCAGACACCGCAUUAUACAUCAAUCGCGUUUGGUUGUUAGUGAUUUAAUUGCUUCAGAAUGUCGGUUAAGAACGAGAAAGUUGGCAUUAUUGGAAGCGGUCUAAUUGGUCGCAGCUGGGCUAUGCUUUUUGCCAGUGUAGGAUACGAAGUAAUAAUUUACGAUAUUGUAAAAGAACAAAUUACGAAGGCUCUUGAAGACGUCCAACAGCAAUUGAAACGUCUUGAAAGUGGCAGUCUUUUGAGAGGCACGCUUACCGCGGACCAACAAUUUAAGUUAAUUAAAGGAUCAUCCGAUUUGGCCGAAACUGUAAAGGGAGCUAAGCUAAUUCAAGAAUGCGUACCUGAAAACCUACCAUUGAAAUUGAAGGUUUACGCCGAACUGGAUAAAGUAGUCGACGAUAAAGUAAUUCUGUCCUCUUCCACGUCCACAUUCCGUCCAUCGUUAAUUAGCGAAAAGCUAAAACAUCGUGGACAAGUAAUUGUAUCACACCCGGUGAACCCCCCGUACUAUGUACCGCUUGUAGAAAUUGUUCCGGCACCAUGGACGCUUCCAGACAUCCCAGAAAAGACUAAAGCCAUCAUGACUGAAAUUGGUCAGAAGCCUGUUGUAUUUAAUAAAGAAAUCGACGGAUUCGCACUUAAUCGUAUACAAUACGCGAUUUUGAACGAAGCAUGGAGAUUGGUAGCUGAUGGUGUUCUGAACGCGAAAGAUGUAGACAUAGUUAUGAGCGAGGGUCUCGGGAUGAGAUACGCCUUCCUUGGCGCUUUCGAAGCCGCUCAUUUGAACGCUGAAGGUAUGAAGAAAUAUUGCGAAACGUACAAGAACUCGAUAUACGAUACCAGUAUGACUUUUGGCCCGACUCCCAAAUUCGAAGGUGAGAUGGCGGACAAAAUCAGCGAACAGUUGAAUGAAAUGUGUCCAUUGGAUAAACUUCAAGAGAGAAGAGCCUGGCGUGAUGAAGCACUGACUAAACUAUCAUUAUUGAAAAAAGAACUGAAUAAGAAGAACUAAAUUAUUUUAAAGUUA